AUGUCAUUGUCCAAGCAAAAUAAUUCAUCAGCUCGACAUGAGUCGCUCCCAAUUCGCACUUCGCAGCUUGAGACAGAAUAUGAAAAAGCUCUUUGGCAGACCGAAUUAAUAGUUGGGAGUGAGCAAAACCGGAUCCUACACGUUUAUUUCUUGCUCGCGAAUCAUGAUAGAGAUUUCCUUUAUUCUGAACUGGAGGAAACGAAAGGCCAUCUGGAGAGAGCAGAGAAAAUUGGCUGCGAAGCGCAGGAGCAGUUGAGUCAAAUUCAGAAUGAUGUUGACUACCUUCGAAAUUCGCUCCAGUCGAACAUACAGGAACUCAAAGCCACGUCGGCCGACUCAGCCAAACUACUAGCCGAAAAGCGUUCAAUGUUGCGAGAAUUAUCGAAUUUAAAUCACGAAAUCGAGCGCCUAAAAUCCCAAAACUUGUCUCAUCAAAGUUUGGUUUCGGAGAAAUUGUUGCUUCAACGACAGCUGAGCUCGCUAGAAGUUGAGCUUCAAAGUGAAAAACGUGCUUUGGAAAAGGUACGACUGAAAGGGUUGAAACAGAGCGAAGAGGAUAACAAAAAAAGUAUCCGGCUGGAGGAAUUAACUAAGGAGAUCGCUAGAGAGCGGCGGGAGCGGGAAAAAAUUGAAAAAGACAUGAAAGCUGAAGCUGUUGAGUGGACUCGCCAACGAGCGGUGUUCGAAAACAAGUUAACUACACUCCGAAAUAGGUUGCGUGAAUCAGAGAAUGCACUAAGGCAAUUUAAAGACAAGAGCAACUUAGAUGACACUCCGCUACUGGAGGAUGCUGGAACAUCUCAUAGAGAAAAUGACCAGAGACGCAAGCGGAGCGCUUCUAAGUAUGAGCCAGACAUAACAAUCGACACACCCAGAGCAGCUGCGCAUCCUCAGAAAAUUACCAGAGUUCCGACGAUACCUGGCGAAAAAUCAACGUUCUCCACAACACCAUUUUUGAACAGAACUAGCACAACAGCAGAAUCUUCGGACACGUCCAAGAGCGAUGCUGAUGAGAAGCCCGCCUGUAGGCUGCCCAAACGGAUCGAAAACGAUAUCGAUAUGCAUGACCCUCCAAAGUCUCUCAAAUCUUUCAAUCCGAAGGCCGCGAAGACAACGAACCGCAGACGUCCAACAAAGCCACAAGAAGAAUGCGCUAAGGUAGUUUCAGAUGAUGACGGUGCAGUUGAUCAACCGGGACAAUCACAGGUUGACUCUUCAAUCUUGACGACGCAUAGAGUGGCUGGAAGGAAACGGAUAUUACUUCCAAAGAAACCUGAAAGAACGCUGUUUGAUGAUGACGACGGCUUUGAAGAUUCCAACAAGGAGAGACGGCGUGUUCCGGGAGGGUUCCGAGCUCUCGGGGGAGGCUCAACCGCAGGUCUGGAUGCUUUUGCCUCACGUGAUAUCAUGACUGCGACCUUCGAAAUCCCUAUGAAACUGUGCGGUGUCCGCACACUCUACCGUGCAUGGUUGCCAACUGGCGAAAAUCUGUGGGUCCAACCUAACCAAAUAUAUGAGUUAUCUAUACGGCAUUCCUCUUCGAAGAGAUGGCAGGCCCGGCAGGCCAAGGAUAGAUAUUCGAGAGAAGCAAUAGUAAAGGGAUUGAAAAGCCGUGCUGCGUUUAAGCUCCUCCAGAUCAAUGACAAACAUAAAAUAUUCAAACUGGGGCAGAGUGUCGUGGAUCUGGGUUAUGCCCCUGGGUCUUGGUCACAGGUCGCUGUCGAGCUCACACAACCCAACGGACGUGUGGUAGGGGUAGAUAUUAUUCCUGCUCAGCCCCCGAAAGGUGUCUCCACAAUCCAAGGAAACUUCCUUUCACCGCAGGUGCAAGCUUACGUGCAAGAAUUCCUUCGGAAUCCUAAUCGGGGAAGAGUGCAACGUCUCAAUCACUUCGAAAACACCGAUCCUGAUUCCCAAUCAAUAACCGGUUACCAGAUCGAGGAAAGCGAGGGUUAUAUUGAUCGAGAACGGAGUGCAAGCUCGCACAUAACCCAGGUUGGCGGGGACGCGGAACAUGUCUCCGAUACUGCAAUGGGAGAUAAGACGGUUGAUGUGGUUCUAAGCGACAUGUCUGCCCCCUGGGAUCAAACAACUGGUUUCUGGAAGAAAAGCCUUAGUGACCCAUAUCAUAGGAUGAUGAACACGAGCGGAAUGAGUUUUCGAGAUCACGCCGGGAGCAUGGAUCUCUGUAGGGCGGCACUGGAAUUCAGUUUCAACGUCCUGAAAACAGGAGGCCAUUUCGUUUGCAAGUUUUAUCAAGGCGCAGAAGAUAAAGCACUCGAAAGGCAGUUGAAAGAACUUUUUCAGACUGUCCAUCGAGAAAAGCCCGAAUCUUCUCGCAGCGAAUCAAAGGAAGCAUAUUUUAUUGGUCUAAGGCGGAAACAUAACGCUGUUAGAGACGCCGUUCUCCCCCAUAACUAG
Paracoccidioides brasiliensis Pb18 is the source of this 2421-nucleotide messenger RNA. RefSeq lists its product as uncharacterized. Bases 1 to 2421 code for a protein of 806 amino acids. The transcript has 10 exons. Gene Ontology annotation, biological process: RNA methylation. Gene Ontology annotation, cellular component: mitochondrion. The record is from RefSeq and is a predicted model, not a curated record. Gene Ontology annotation, molecular function: rRNA (uridine-2'-O-ribose)-methyltransferase activity.